GGGAGACGGGGAGCAGCAGCAGCAGCAGCGGCAGCGCAUGGUGGUGGUGGUAAAAGGACGGGGGGAUUGGACAGCGACGCUGAUCAUUUAUGCCCGCCGUCUCUCAAGCUAGCUGCUAGCUAGGGUUUACGCCGGUCGGGGUCCGGGAGCUGGCGGCCGGGGGACGGGCAGUCGAGUUCGGCGGCGGCGAGAUCUACUUGCUGGUGGUCGCCGGCACAGAGGAAAUUCAGUUGAUUUAGAAGGAUUUUUGCAGCCCAUUUCUUGAGAUCCCUGGAGAUAAUUCCGGUCUCCGGUGCCGCGACGAUGACGAGCGCCGCCGCGCUAAGAUGAUACGCGGCAGCAACCAACAGCAGGCGGCGGACGAGGAGCUAGCCCGGAAGAACGCCGCCGUGGCGACAUCGCGGCAAUGGUCGGCGCAGACGGAGUCGCGCAUCGUGCGCGUCUCCCGCGUCUUCGGCGGCAAGGACCGCCACAGCAAGGUGAAGACCGUCAAGGGGCUGCGCGACCGGCGGGUGCGCCUCUCCGUGCCGACGGCGAUCCAGCUCUACGACCUGCAGGACCGCCUCGGCCUUAACCAGCCCAGCAAGGUCGUCGACUGGCUCCUCAACGCCGCGCGCCACGAGAUCGACAAGCUGCCGCCGCUCCAGUUCCCGCCGCAGGACCUCAUGGUAGGCCACCUGGCGCCCCCCAUGCCACUGGUGCACGAGGAGAAGUUCGCCCACAUCGCCGCGGCCGCGGCGCUCGCGAGCGACGGCGCCAAGGCCGGCCAGGGCGACGUCGACAUGGACGGGAGCGGAGCCGCCGGCCACCACAUGGGGAGGUUCCCCGGCGGAUACCACCGGUUCAUGGGGCUGAACAACGCGUUCGGCAUGGUCAGUAGCGCAAUGGCGCCGUACAACAGCUACACCGGAGAGGCAUGGAAUAACAGCAGCGUGCAUGACAACGGCGGCGGCGGCGGCGGCGGCGGCUCGCCGCAGGUGGCAGCCGCUGCGGCCGCUCACCACUCGCCGUUCCCGUCGUUGCUCUCCUUGGCUCCAGGGCCGCAUCAGCUGGUAUUCUACUCCUCGGAAGCUGAUCAGCAGUUCCAGGUGGAUAACCUUGGCUCGCAAAGCCUGUCCUUGAGCUCGGCAAGGGCUUACCAUGAUCAGGCUAGCUAGACUACCGGAACAGCUCUUCGAUCGAGAUUAAGGUAGGAAUAAUGCUCUCUGAUCCCAAAGUCCCCAAGUACAACCUAGCUGGUACAAGUGUGAUGACAUUGGUUUCUAAGUGCCUUUUAAGCUAUAAUUAAGCUUGUAAUGAUUUCGUAAUUAGUAUGAUGCUAGACCUGAAAAAACAGAAUAAAAUCUGAGGGGCUUGCAGCGUACGUGUGUGGGUGCGAUACGAAUUUGUUACUUCUUUUUAUACACAAAGGAGUAAUGGUAGAUCGAUGUGUGCUGGCUUGUACAAUAACAAUAUGAAAUCUUUAUUAUAUUUUUGAAUUAGACCUUUGUUUGGCUA
This is a messenger RNA of Panicum hallii, 1497 nucleotides long. RefSeq names its product transcription factor PCF5-like. The transcript has 3 exons. NCBI's taxonomy places the organism in Eukaryota, Viridiplantae, Streptophyta, Magnoliopsida, Poales, Poaceae. The record is from RefSeq and is a predicted model, not a curated record. The coding region runs from base 327 to 1157 and encodes 276 amino acids. Gene Ontology annotation, molecular function: sequence-specific DNA binding; DNA-binding transcription factor activity. Gene Ontology annotation, cellular component: nucleus.